Dioszegia hungarica is the source of this 411-nucleotide messenger RNA. Its product is annotated as putative defender against cell death 1. NCBI's taxonomy places the organism in Eukaryota, Fungi, Basidiomycota, Tremellomycetes, Tremellales, Bulleribasidiaceae. Gene Ontology annotation, cellular component: membrane; oligosaccharyltransferase complex. Bases 1 to 411 code for a protein of 136 amino acids. The transcript has 3 exons. The record is from RefSeq and is a predicted model, not a curated record. Gene Ontology annotation, biological process: protein N-linked glycosylation.
AUGUCCAGCUCUUCCAUCAACGUCCCCAAAAUCCCCUCGGCAGCCGAAACAAAGCAACAAGCCGCCGAGGUUCAAUCCCAACUCUCCAACUCCCUCUCCACCCUCGUCCACAACUACGCGUCCACAACACCGGCGCGCGUCAAGCUCAUUGAUAGCUUCUUGCUGUUCUGCGUACUGAGUGGGGUGCUGCAGUUUGCGUAUCGGAUCUUGGUGACGAGCUUCCCGUACUAUGCGUUUGUUGGAGGAUUCGGCUCGACAGUCGGUCAAUUCGUACUACUCGCUGGACUUCGGGCGCAGGUGGCACCAGGAAGAGAUUCCGAGUUCAAGGCGAUUUCGCAAGAAAGAGCAUUCUUGGACUUUGCAGCGAGUAGUGUGAUCCUGCAUCUGUUCUGCUUCAAUUUCCUGGGCUAG